AUGAUGCCGAAGAUCCUUUCUUUCUCACACCUCCCUUCAGCUGCCUUUUCUGCUUUCUGUUCAGGCUGCAGACUCUUGGCCGUGGAACUGACAUCCAGCAACACCAAGCCCGUGGUGCAGGAAUUCCAGAGUGUCGAGCUGUCCUGCAUCAUUAAAUCCACCGUAACGCCAGAUCCCAGAAUCGAGUGGAAGAAAAUCCGAGAUGGCGAAACCUCUUACGUGUUUUUUGACAAUAAAAUGCAGGGAGACUUUGCAACUCGUGCAGAAAUUCUGAGCCGGACGUCGCUGGUGAUUAAAAACACCACCCGGAUGGACACCGCCACGUACCGCUGCGAAGUGGCCGCACCUUCUGAUACCAAAACCAUCGAUGAGAUCAACAUCCAGCUCACGGUCCAAGUGAAACCCAUGACUCCCAGGUGCACGGUGCCUAAAGCUGUACCUGUUGGCAAGUCGGCCUCUCUUCACUGCCACGAGAAUGAAGGGUACCCAAAGUCCACCUACAGCUGGUACCGCAACAGCGAACCUCUGUCACCAGACACCAAAUCCAACGCCAGAUUCCACAAUUCCUCCUACACUGUGAACCCCACCACAGGCACCCUGGUUUUCCACGCCGUGCACAAAGGCGACACGGGCCGUUACUCUUGCAUAGCGACGAACGACGCUGGCUUUGCCAAGUGUGAGGAGCAGGAGAUGGAAGUCUAUGACCUCAAUAUUGGUGGGAUAAUUGGUGGAGUCCUGGUGGUCCUAGCAGUUUUGGUGCUCAUCACCCUCGGUAUCUGCUGCGCCUACAGAAGGGGUUACUUUGCAAACAGCAAGGAGAGUGGGGAAAGCUACAAGGCUCCGGCGAAACCUGACGGCGUUAACUAUAUCCGGACAGAUGAUGAGGGGGACUUCAGACACAAGUCUUCUUUCGUCAUAUAAGACGCCAGAAGAAUAUUGCAAACCAGCAAAAGCAAGUGUGAAAAAUACCUCCUCCAGAAACUCAAAGCAAGAGCAAAGGAUGAAUUAAGUGCGCUUGGAAGAGUUUGGAACACACAAGAACUUGAUAGCUAGCUAUCUGUAUAUCUUUUUUUUCUUUGCCAAAGUUUAAAGUAACUCCUCACUGCCCAACUUGCGUCUCCCCUGCCUCCGGAGAUACCAACAGGACAUCACCUAAACUUCUCCUUGGACUGACUGAGGAAGCGUUUUAAUGCUUCCCAAGAGACUGGGCUGUGGAAGUUUGUGGAAUUGCCUUCUAUUUGCGCUGCAGGGACACAGCUACGAUGUGCAAACCAACCAGGGGAACAACAGCGUUAGGUAAACGUGUAGCAGACCUUACUAGUAGAAAUUACUAGUAGACCAAAAAAAAAAAAAAAAAAAAAAGUGAAAAAGUGCUGAUACAGCAAUAGAUGGACUUGAAAAUAAGAGUUAGCCAUGCAAGGGGAGGGGGGGGUCUUCCUCUCAGCAGCUUGUUGCCCAGGCCUGGCUGGUGACUUUUACACAUUUGUGAUUGUUUUGUGCUUUAGACUCUGACUGCUCAGGUGCAGAAGGGGGUAUCUGAACAGCCCACGGCGACAGGUACCCGUAGGGUAAAUGCAACUAAUGUUCUCAGCCCUUUCCUAAACUUACUGAAUCCUCCUGACUCCACUGAACGCGAAACACGGGCAGCGUCAGGCCGGAAGGAUCGCUUCUGUUCCCUGCUUCCUAAAAAACUCAUUGCACGCAGGUAACCCCUCCUUCUAAUCUCUUGCGUCUUUUGGGGGUUUUCAAGAGGCUUAAGAGUGGAGGCAGAGAACUUAGUGCUAAGACAUCCCCCUUUUCAGGAAAAUUCAAGCCAAAUACUUCCACGGGCUAAGAUCGCCACGUAAAAGGUACUGAGAUAUCUUCAAACUUUUUUUACCUUUGCCAUUUAUUUUGUAAAAUCCCACCUCCUAAAAUUUUUUGCAAAGAUAUAUUUUGAUUACUUCAGAAGAGGCAAACGUUUCUAUUUAAAGUGUAAAUACGCGAUGCCAGCAGUGUUUAAGUAACGUAGCUAUUUUUUUACUUGUGAAGCUACAGAGAGGAGCUCAAAUGUUGCUAGAGUACGGCACUGUCAGAGCAUAUCAGUAUUAUUACAAAGUGUAAUAAAAAAACUGCAGGUGGAACAGAAUCUCCUUCCUCCUCAGCAAUUUCCUUGUCACAAGAGGUCUUACCAGACACAGAACAGAGUCACUCAGGGAUAGUUUUUGUAAAUUUAUGGCAGGAGCCAUCAACUUUUUUUAUACAAAAAAACCCGUCACUUUUCUUGCCAGUGACCAACACUUUUGUUUUUUGUCGUCGCAAGAAAUAUCCAGGGAUGGCUUUUGGAUUCAGUUGAUAAGGUGACAGAGUGACUUCAAUGUUUGCUCCCCCUCUGCGCUAAGGCGGUGUGUGACGGCUGCGGCAACUUUGGGUUUAAACCCUAUAGCCAAGGUUCUGGAGCUGGGCAAGUGAAAGCUCAAGACAAAAGCCCUUUUGUAGUGUCAGUUGCAACUUUCUCCCUAGAUGGUAAAAGAAAAAAGACAAGAAAACAAAAUCGAGUUCUCUUGGCUUUAGAGAGAGAAUAAUUGGAAACAUGUGUUUCCCCAGAACAUACACGUUGAUAGCGUUGAACGGCGUUGGGUAAUUUAAGACUGCAAGAUGCGGAUGCAACACUAGAACUGUGCUGUGGUUUAAGGUUUUUUUUUAUUUUUUUUUUUUUUUUUUUUUAACGUAGCAUAAUUAAGUGUUCUUGUACUUCCGAUAUGAAUUGAGUUGUCUUAACUUUUCCUGUAUACAGUAUUUUGGAUACUUGACGAUUUGGACUGUCAGUGUUGGGUUUUUUUUUUUUUUUUAGUGUUCUGCAUUACUCUGCUUUGUUUCCUCGGGGCCUCGCUCGACAUGCCAUUGCUGCAUUUGUUUUGCCUAAACAAAGCGUUACCACUUCUCCUUCUGCUAAUAAGAGUGAAAAUAAGGAGGGGGCAGCAAUAACCUGUAUAACUUGGACAUUACCACUGCUACCUUGACAUUAUGGUUACCUUAAGAUACGCUCUUCAGCCAAGCCAUACUGUUCACUGGCUGCCUCUAAUCAUUAGGACAGUAACGAGCGUAACAUUCCUUUGCACCUCCUGUCUUUCCACUACUCCUUUUCUACGCUGCUUUUAGGAUACCUGCAAUAUGGCAGAGAAAGAGAAGGUUUGAAUCAGGGUAGCUCUGGGCACGACGGGAGCACAAUCUACAGUCUCACCACGAGCCAAAGGCAGCCUUCACAGGAAAAGCCAGCAAACCAAGAAUCCAGGCUUAUUUUUUUCCGCUUCUAAAAUGUGACAGUGGCAUCUCUAACGAGAGAGGGGGAGAUGGUCCCCCCCCAUACAGCUGAUGAGAUCUGACUGAUGGAAUUCCUUGUAUCAUUGUGAAUAAUAUUCAGGUUUGUACUAAUGUAUUACAUUUAACUUUGCCAAGAAUGUUUUACAUAAAUACCAAGCUAUAAAGCA
Calidris pugnax (ruff) is the source of this 3470-nucleotide messenger RNA. RefSeq names its product junctional adhesion molecule 3 (gene JAM3). Gene Ontology annotation, molecular function: protein homodimerization activity; protein heterodimerization activity. The record is from RefSeq and is a predicted model, not a curated record. NCBI's taxonomy places the organism in Eukaryota, Metazoa, Chordata, Aves, Charadriiformes, Scolopacidae. Gene Ontology annotation, biological process: angiogenesis; cell adhesion.